UAAACCCUAAUCACCGCAUGAGACUGGUUCCCCCUGCAGCCAAACAGAACUUUACUGAGAAAGUCCCCCUUUUCCCCCCAAGAAUAAGACAGCGGCGACUUCACAGUCACAGAUUUAGCUCUCUCUCUCUCCAAGACGCGCAAGUCAAUUUGCUGAAUUGCUUCAAUGGCUUCUACGAAGGUUGAUAAUAAUCGGGGUCCGUUCGGAUCGAAGAGGUCUCGUAAUGACGCUUCACGAAGUGAGGGAGACUGGACCUGUCCCAAGUGUGGAAACGUCAACUUUGGGUUUAGAGUUGUUUGCAAUCGUGAAAAAUGCAGUGCUCCUCGACCACCUGUCACUCCACCUGCUCCAUAUAGCCCUUAUAACACUCCAUUUUAUUUUGGAGGUGUUGGGGCUCCUCCUUUGCCCUAUGGGUUGUCUGGUAGGUAUGGAUCCCCCAUACCACAUUCUGGGAUGCGUUAUGACUAUGGUGUCCCUGCAAGUGCUCAUGGACCAUAUGGUCCCAUGCCUACAUUUCCACCUGGAGCUUAUGGAGGCAUGGGCUAUGGCUCAGGGCCUGCUGCCAAUGGAUACGGAUUUGGCUUUCAGGGACCUCCAUGGGCAGGAGUAAUACCUGAUAAUCCUGCUUCUCGUAAACGCCGCGGAGGGCCAGAUGGUUUACAUGAAGGGGAUUGGAUUUGUCCCAAAUGUGAGAAUGUUAACUUUGCCUUUAGAACCAAUUGCAACAUCAAGAAAUGCGGGGCACCAAGACCUUCUCCUGGCCCAAACCAGUCAAAGACCGGUGCCCCCGAAGGCAGCUGGACAUGUGACAAAUGUGGCAAUCUAAACUAUCCCUUUCGAACUGUUUGCAACCGAAAGGAUUGUGGAAAUGAGAAGCCAGACUCUGGCAACUAGAUCACUUCCUUAUUGUGCAUGGGUAGCUUAAAUCCACGUUGCCUCAAUGUAUUAAAAAAAAAAAAAAUUAGUUCUUUUGCAUUAGAGAGUGAUAAAAGAUUUAACAUGUUCAUAAAUGAGAAAAAAGAACAAUAUUCAUAUAUAUCAUUUUCCAGAAUUUCUAUUUUCC
Molecule: messenger RNA, 1063 nt
Organism: Juglans regia (Persian walnut)
Lineage: Eukaryota; Viridiplantae; Streptophyta; Magnoliopsida; Fagales; Juglandaceae
Product: ranBP2-type zinc finger protein At1g67325-like
Exons: 7
Coding region: 166-894 (242 amino acids)
Source: RefSeq, a predicted model, not a curated record